AUGGCGAUCAAUUAUUACAAGGAGCUGUACUGGGAAGAUAAGCCAGAGAGUCAUGACCUCAACUCAGAGAUUACAUAUCCCCCAAUAAAUGAAGAAAUGAGGAAUAGUUUUCAGAUUUCCCCCACCCAGAAGGAUAUAAAAGAAGCUCUUUUUAGUAUAGGCUCCCUGAAAGUGCUGGGAGAAAAUGGGUACCCUGAUUUUUUCUUUAAGAAGAACUGGAGUAUGAUUCAGGAGUCUCUGUGUGAGUAUAUUGGUAAAGUGUGGAGGAACCCCAAGGAAAUAGCAGAAAUCAACCAAAUACUUAUUGUUCUGAUACCUAAAUCAAAACAUCCUGAAUUUAUUUCCCACUUUAGACCCAUUGCAUUAUGCAAUGUUGUCUACAAAUGCAUCUCUAAGAUACUUGUAUCCAAGCUCAAGCCCAUUUUACACAACCGAAUUACCCCCACCCAAUCUAGUUUUGUACUAGAGAGAGUCAUUCAUGAUAACAUUAUAAUUGCAAUGAUGAUGCUGAGCAUGAAAAAAAUGAAGGGGAGGAAACAAUUUAUGGCAGUGAAAAUUGAUUUUGAAAAAGCAUAUGACUGA
This is a messenger RNA of Arachis stenosperma, 582 nucleotides long. RefSeq lists its product as uncharacterized. The transcript has a single exon. The record is from RefSeq and is a predicted model, not a curated record. Lineage: Eukaryota; Viridiplantae; Streptophyta; Magnoliopsida; Fabales; Fabaceae. The coding region runs from base 1 to 582 and encodes 193 amino acids.